Zonotrichia leucophrys gambelii is the source of this 2485-nucleotide messenger RNA. RefSeq names its product biotin-dependent 3-methylcrotonyl-coenzyme A carboxylase beta1 subunit-like. Gene Ontology annotation, molecular function: methylcrotonoyl-CoA carboxylase activity. The coding region runs from base 224 to 2368 and encodes 714 amino acids. Gene Ontology annotation, biological process: L-leucine catabolic process. The transcript is spliced from 13 exons. NCBI's taxonomy places the organism in Eukaryota, Metazoa, Chordata, Aves, Passeriformes, Passerellidae. The record is from RefSeq and is a predicted model, not a curated record. Gene Ontology annotation, cellular component: mitochondrion; methylcrotonoyl-CoA carboxylase complex.
UCAGAGAAGACACCUGGGGCACAGGGCACACAAGGAAGAGGACACUCGGGGCACAGGACACCCGGGGCAUGGGGCGGCAGGGACAAAGGAUGUACAUGGCAUUGAACACUCGGGGCAGAGGACACCGGGGACAGAGGACACCGAGGGCACAGGACACCGGGGGCGGGCCGCCCUGCGGAGCCGCCCCGACAGGCGGGCGGGGACCGGACGGGUUCUCGGGGCGAUGUGGAGCCCGGGCCUGCUGUGCGCCCUGGGCCGGCGGCGCCCCGGGCCCUCCGUGCCGCUGCGGCCCCUGACCUGCCUGCUCCAAGGGGAAUAUCGGGAGAAAACCCCGAUCCACCUACGCCAGAGCGAAUAUGGGGAGAAAACCCAGAUCCGCCUGCUCCAGAGUGACUAUCGGGAGAAAACCCCGAUCCGCCUGCUCCAGAGUGAAUAUGGGGAGAAAACCCCGAUCCGCCUGCUCCAGGGGGAGUAUCAGGAACAACCCCCGAUCCGCCUGCUCCAGAGGGAAUAUCGGGAGAAAACUCCGAUCCGCCUGCUCCAGGGGGAGUAUCAGGAGCAAUCCCCGAUCUGCCUGCUCCAGAGGGAAUAUCAGGAGAAAACCCCCAUCUGCCUGCUCCGGAGGGAAUAUAGGGAGAAAACCCCUUUCUGCCUGCUCCAGAGGGAAUAUCGGGAGCUGCCGCUGCCGGGGCAGCGCUGGGGAAGGACACAGCACCUGCCUCCCCGCCGGUUUUUAAGUAAUAAACCCAAAUCCAGGCGCUAUCCCAAAACGUUCCCAGUUCUAGACGGACGUGUCCCCGCCGUGUACCAACACGUGUUCCAAGAGAAUUUAAGGAACAGCGAGGCUGUGAUUAAAAGGUACUCGGAGCUGCUGGAGCGGGUGAAGGCAGGAGGGGGAGCGGACGCCGUGCUGCGGCACACGCAGCGCAACAAGAAGCUGUUCGUGCGGGAGCGCCUGCGGCUGCUGCUGGACGAUGCGGAUUUCCUGGAGCUGUCCCCGCUGGCAGGGCUGCACCUGCCCUACGGGAAUGUCCCUGCUGCCGGCUGCCUCACGGGAAUUGGCAGGAUCUGUGGGAUCUGGUGUGUCUUCUUUGCGGCUGAUGCCACUGUGAAAGGAGGAACCAUUUACCCAAUUGGAGUGAAAAAGCAGCUGAGGGCCCAGGAAAUUGCCAUGGAGAACAGGCUGCUGUCUGUGCACCUGGUGGACAGUGGGGGAGCCUUCCUGCCCCUGCAGUCAGAGCUGUUUCCUGACAAGCUGCACGGUGGCAGGGUUUUCUACAACGAGGCAAUCAUGUCUGCCAUGGGGAUCCCUCAGGUGGCCGUGGUGUGUGGCUCCUGCGUGGCUGGAGGUGCCUACGUGCCCACCAUGGCCGAGGAAUCCGUGAUCAUUGAUAAGAUUGGGAUGCUGUUCCUCGCUGGGCCGCCCCUGGUGAAAGCUGCCACGGGAGAAGAUGUCUCUCCUGAGGAGCUUGGAGGAGCCAGGCUGCACUCACAAGUCAGUGGCUGCAGUGACCAUUUUGCACCCUCAGAAAAGGAGGCCUAUGAGUGCAUUCGUAAUAUUGUCUCUACCUUAAACUGUGAGCCAGUGCCAGAGCAGCACAGGGAGCCUGACAGUCCCUUGUACAGCCCUGAGGAGCUCCUGGGCCUGGCACCACGGGCUUACAGCUGCACCCUUCCUGUCAAACUGAUCCUGAGCCGGCUGCUGGAUGGAAGCAGAUUCCAGGAAUUCAAGGCUGCCUAUGGGACAACAUUGGUGACAGGAUUUGGCCACGUGCAAGGGCACUUGGUGGGGAUAGUGGCCAGCAAUGGGGAGCUGGCUCACGAUGCUGCUCUCAAGGGCAGCCACUUUGUCCAGCUCUGUGGCCAGAGGAGAAUUCCCAUCCUCUUCCUCCAAAACACUGCUCCACAGCCAGCAGGGCCUGCAAGCAUCUCACAGGCAGAGGCUCAUUCCAACAGGCUGAAGGCCCAGGCCUCCAUGAUGGCUGCAGUUGCCUGUGCUGCUGUUCCCAAAAUCACCAUUGUCUUUGGAGGCUGUUUUGGGAGUGACAGCUACGCCAUGUGUGGGAGAUCGUUCAGCCCAAACUUUCUGUUCCUGUGGCCCAAUGCAAGGGUUGCUCUUGUGGAUUCUCAGAAUUUCCCCACAGUUCCACCAGCUGGGGACUGGACAGGAGAGGAACUGGAGCUAAAACAGCUGAAGGCAAAGCUAGAGGAAGAAAGCAGUGCCUUUUACUCCUCGGCCAGGCUCUGGGAUGAUGGGAUCAUCCUACCUCAAGACACCAGGAAGGUGAUUGCCCAGUGCUUGGAGAUCAUGGAACAGAAGAAGUACCAGGCUGUGUCUCCCCAUCCCCAUCCCAUCAUCAGGAUGUAACUGCAGCCCCCUCAAACCAGAACUCUGAGUAUAAAGGUUUUCUAAUGCUUUGAUACCAUUAAUAAAAGUGUUGAACAAUUGAAGACAAACAAGAAUCCCCGAUUUUAAAUCUGCUGG